Cavia porcellus (domestic guinea pig) is the source of this 1026-nucleotide messenger RNA. It is a transcript of the gene Maip1, whose product is annotated as matrix AAA peptidase interacting protein 1. NCBI's taxonomy places the organism in Eukaryota, Metazoa, Chordata, Mammalia, Rodentia, Caviidae. The transcript is spliced from 5 exons. Gene Ontology annotation, cellular component: mitochondrial inner membrane. Gene Ontology annotation, molecular function: ribosome binding. The coding region runs from base 37 to 858 and encodes 273 amino acids. Gene Ontology annotation, biological process: protein insertion into mitochondrial inner membrane from matrix. The record is from RefSeq and is a predicted model, not a curated record.
AUGCUGCACAAGCAAUAGGGGUGAAAGGUCGUGAACAUGGCGCUGGCCACUCGUCUGCUCCCGCAUCAUCUCCUCUCCUGGUCGCUGCCCCGUGGAGCCGCUCGGCUUCAGACCCCCGGGGCGGCCCCAGUGAGGCCGCUUUGGGCCGGACUCUGCUGCUUGUGCCGCCGCCGCCUCAGCUCGGGAGCGACGCUGGGUCGCCGCCGCCUGGGGCCUGGUUCCGCCCCAGGGAUCCCUGCAACCCUCGCCGCCUAUCCUGUGGGUCCCCGGCGCGGUUACAGCACCGAGGGUCAGCGCCCGGGGACCAGGAUGAUCGUCCUGGGUUUCUCCAACCCCGUAACCUGGGUGCGCACCCGAGUGCUCGCCUUCCUCAUCUGGGCAUACUUCGACCGCGAGUUCAGCAUCUCAGAGUUCGCUAGGGCCGCAAAGCAGGCUUUUGCUCAUGUCUCCAAAUUGCUGUCACAGUGUAAAUUCGAUCUAUUGGAAGAACUUGUGGCCAAAGAGGUGCUGCCCAUGUUGAAAGAAAAGGUCACAUCACUGCCUGAUGACCACAGACGUGCUCUUGCUGCUGACUUAGAUGAAAUCGUCUACAUGUCAACAGGGGACAUCUCCAUUUACUACGAUGAGAAAGGAAGGAAGUUUGUUAACAUCCUGAUGUGCUUUUGGUAUCUGACCAGUGCCAACAUCCCCAGCGAUGCUGUCCGUGGAGCCAGUGUGUUCCAGGUUAAGCUGGGGGAUCAGAAUGUGGAAACCAAGCAACUUCUUAGUGCAAGUUAUGAAUUUCAGAGAGAGUUCACACAAGGAGUAAAGCCUGACUGGACCAUUGCACGGAUUGAACAUUCAAAGUUACUAGAAUAAUCUUUCUUGGAAAAAUCAGCAUAUGGACUUUUAGCAACUGCUGUGAAAAACUAAGGAAGAAACACUUUGGAUCAUGUGAUCUUCACUUAAUCAAGUCUUUGUAUUCAUUGGAAAUACUCUUCGUGGUAUGUCAGAAUGGUACAAUAAAGCAUUUUCCACAGAUUGUCA